AUGGCGAAGAAGAAAGCAGCAAAAGCUCGCUUGAGCGAUACGAGCGAUGAGAGCGAAGUGGAUGGCAGCGUACCAAAUAUCGACGAUCUCGCUACUUUCAUCGAGGCCUACAAGCAGCUACAAACCAACAACACAAACUUACGCAACAAACUCGCAGAGCGCAAACGCGAACAUGACCAAACUAAAGUUCAACUCGAAAAGGCGGCACAUGCCAAAUACGCUGCUGAGUUCGAGGCAAUGCGAGAGGAGAUGAGCGUUAUGCGGCAAGACAAAGCGGGCUGGAUAGAAUCUAUCGAAGAUCUGGAGUCUGAAGCAUUGACUGCCAAAGACAAGGUUGCAACUCUUGUGGCUGAGAAAUCGAAGCUUCAGCGUUCGGUGGUAGAACUCCAUGGAGCCAUGGCAGGAUUGUACCAGACGAUCGAGGAAGGCAACAAGCGCUUUAAUGAAGUCAAGGAGCGAGUGAAGGCCUUUGCGACCGAGCUCUAG
Molecule: messenger RNA, 486 nt
Organism: Alternaria arbusti
Lineage: Eukaryota; Fungi; Ascomycota; Dothideomycetes; Pleosporales; Pleosporaceae
Exons: 2
Coding region: 1-486 (161 amino acids)
Source: RefSeq, a predicted model, not a curated record